This is a messenger RNA of Cydia fagiglandana, 2080 nucleotides long. Its product is annotated as facilitated trehalose transporter Tret1-like. Lineage: Eukaryota; Metazoa; Arthropoda; Insecta; Lepidoptera; Tortricidae. The transcript is spliced from 3 exons. Gene Ontology annotation, cellular component: membrane. Gene Ontology annotation, biological process: transmembrane transport. The record is from RefSeq and is a predicted model, not a curated record. Bases 38 to 1555 code for a protein of 505 amino acids. Gene Ontology annotation, molecular function: transmembrane transporter activity.
UCGGGCUAGUGGCACAGUGCUGACCGGUUGUCUCGCCAUGGCGCACGGAAACAUAGUGAUUUCUGCGGAAUUGGAGAAAAUUCACAAGCAAAGUUUAGAAAAAGACAAUGAAGCCAAAGAUGUGUAUUACAAUACGAAAACGCCGUAUCGUAGACAGGCAUUGGCGGCGCUCGGCACGGUGAUGCUCAACUGCGGAGUUGGAGCCACGGCCGGUUUCUCCGCGGUCCUCAUACCUCAGCUGAAGCACGGCAGGAACAGACUCGACCACAAGCUCAACACUGAAAUGGAGUCUUGGGUAGCUGCUGCCGCCUCAUUUGCGCUUAUAUUUGGCAACCUGAUAUCGGGAUACUUGAUGGAGAGGUACGGCCGAAGAAGCUCUCAGAUUAUGCUAUCCAUUCCUUAUAUGGCCGGAUGGGCCAUCAUUGCCUUCGCAGAUAAUAUAUAUUUAGUGCUACUUGGAAGAUUCAUCACUGGGUUUUGCCAAGGCUGGCUGGGUCCUUUGGGCUCGGUGUUUGUUGGAGAAGUCAGCAGCCCUCUAAAUAGAUCUGUAUUUUUAGCCGGUUUAUCACUAGCAAUAGCUUUCGGAGUGUUCAUGUCGCAUCUUUUUGGAACACUAAUGCACUGGAAGUACGCAGCUAUACUUUGUGGAUUAUUUCCACUAAUGGGAUGCAUUUUGACGUACUGUGUCAAGGAGUCUCCUACCUGGCUAGCUUCAAAAAACCGAAUCGAUGAUUGCAUAGAAUCAUUCCAGUGGUACCGCGGAACAAGUCCCGAGAUGAAAAACGAACUUGACAAAAUUAUAUUUGAGCAAUCUCAAAGAGAUCAAUCGAAGAGUAAACUAAAAACCUUACUGGCAAAUAUAAGAAAGCCUGAAUUUUGGAAGCCGCUCUGCAUAAUGAUCGUGUUCUUUAUUUUAACGCAGCUAACUGGAGUUAAUGUUAUUUGCGCGUAUACUACAGAGAUGAUGAAAGAACUCAUCGGGAACCAUGCUAACAGAAGUACAUCGAGUGCAGCUAUGUUGAGUAUAGAUAUUCUGAGAUGCGUAUCCUUAGUUGUUGCGUGUUUCCUACUUCGUAAACUUGGUCGUCGACCGAUGGCUUUAUUCAGUGGAGCGUCUACAUGUCUUACUCUAAUAGCGCUAUCUGGUUACUUAUAUCUCGUCAACAACCGUGUCAUAAGACAUAUAUCGCCAUUUGUUUCCCUAAGUCUGAUAGCUAUUUAUAUUAUUGUUUCUAAUUUUGGUGUGGUACCUUUGCCGUGGAACAUGGUCGGCGAGCUGUUUGCCACGGAGACAAGGGGCUUAGGCUCAGGUUUUAGUGUCAUGACUACCUCGGUAGCUUACUUUGGGACGAUAAAAACUGCCCCUGCAAUGUUCGAAAGCAUAGGACACCACGGAACGUACCUAUUUUAUGGAUUGUCUACUAUGCUGGGAACUAUAUUUUUAUUCUUCUGCUUACCUGAAACGAGAGGUAAAACUUUAAUAGAAAUCGAAGAGCACUUUAGAAACAGUAAACAAACAAAGACGAAACCUGUUCCUGAUGACGGAACUGUAUAAUCCUAUGAAUAUAUAGGUAAUUUUGAGGAUCUCUUUACUGUAAAUAGUCUAUUUUAACAGUUAAAAUAUUUAACAUUAUUCAAAUAAUACAAAUUGUUAAAUAAAUAGGAAGUAAUUAGUUAGACUAUUUGUAAUUAGCGAUAACUGCAGAUAAAUUGUUUUUUGCGGUAAUGUGCCUACAUCAAUUUGCUUAAUUACUUGGACACAUUAUUAAUUAAAUAGAAUUCAUUAAUAAAGUCGAUAUGCAGUUUAGCGACUGGGUGUAUCUGUUACCGUUAUAGUUAAUAUAAUUAUUUAUUGAAUUAAAGUCUGAUGAAACCAAUAACUAGAUAACAAUAUGUUUCAGUGAUAAAUAAAUGUGCCAUUAUCAUGCAGCUGUUCUUUGUACAACCUUAGGAUUUUAUCAUUAACUAUGAUUAGGAAAAAUAAACUGUAGGCUAACAAUGUAUUUAUUUACUCAUGCUAUUUGUUAAAGAUUACUUCGGACACGUAAAGUCUCAUUAAUGUUUAAGUACUGUCGAAAUG